CUACACUGAAGCUUCCACGCUUAUUGGCUCGUGCUGUGGCGGCUGCAUGUGAAACGUGUACGUACAGCAGGCAGAGCUCGAGCUAUGGGCCCGUCUGAGCCGAACGACGGGAAGUUAUGCUAAAGGCGUCUCAAAACCAAGGUUUCCGAAUGGAUAGUGUGUAGUAAACCUUCGAAAACAUAUCAAACUUUCAGCAAUGGCUUUGCCCGAGAUCCUUACGUUUGUGUUGUUCUCCGGGCUGUUCGUUAUUCAGCCACUGCCAACAUUAGCAUGGGACGCAGAUCUGGAGCUUUUCGAUCUAGUAGAGGAAAUCCCCCAAACCUUCUACGAAUUUCUCUCGGUUAAUCAGGAUGCGUCCUCCCCUGAGAUCAGGAAAGCAUAUAGAAAGCUCUCGCUUACAUUACAUCCAGAUAAAAACAAAGAUGAAGAUGCAGAAAACCAGUUUCGACAGUUGGUUGCCAUUUACGAAGUUCUCAAGGAUGAGGAAAGAAGACAAAGGUAUGAUGACAUCCUGGUUAAUGGGCUGCCAGAUUGGAGACAGCCUGUCUUCUACUAUCGACGUGUUAGGAAGAUGAGUAAUGGAGAGUUGGGCUUCCUCCUCUUCCUCAUUCUGACUGUUGGUCACUAUGCAGUUAUAUGGUCCAUCUACCUUGAGAAGCAGUUGGAUGAACUUCUGAGCAGGAAGAAGAGAGAGAAGAAGAAGAAGCAAAGCAGUAAGACAGCAGAGGAGGUUAAGUCCUUAGGACAGGACAAAAAUGAGAGAUCUGACAGGCCACACUGGCAUGACAUUCUGCCUCUUAAGUUAAGCAUCUGGUUGUACUAUUCAGUGAAGUCUCUUCCUCAUAUCAUACAGGAUGUGAAGCAGUAUUAUAAAGAUUAUAAGGAAAUGAAAGUAAAAGAGAAGGAGGCAGAGGCUCUGGCAGAACAGGAAAUGCAGCAGAAAGAAAAACGACCCAAGGUGAAGAAACCUAAAGUGGAGUUUCCAGUCUAUGAACCCAGUACAAAUGCAGCUUUCGUGCCAACAUAUGAUCAGGGAACGUCCAUUGAAGAAAUUGAAGAUCAAAUGGAUGACUGGUUAGAAAACAAAAAAACGCAGAAGAAGGUUCACGAGUGGACGGAGGAGGCUCUUAGCCAGCUCUCUCGCUGUAUGGCCAAGUUUCCUGGUGGAACGCCAGGCCGAUGGGAGAAGAUUGCACAUGAGCUAGGCAGAUCAGUAAAUGAGGUGACGGCAAAAGUGAAGCAAGUCAAAGACUCUGUGACCAAUACUUCAGGGUUGGUGAAGCUUUCUGAGCUGAAGGGUGGUGCAGUGAUGGUAAAGAGCUCCAGAGCUGUCACAGUCCCUGACAGUCUGAUGACCCAAAGAGAGCAGCCCUUAGAGCAGCAGCAGCAGCCGGAGGAUUCGGGAGAGUCCGUUGGGGCAGAGGACUCGGAGAACAAAGCACUCAGGAGGAGGACAAAAAAGUCUGCAGCCGGGAACACUGGAACUGGAGCAGUGGAGGAGAGGGUGAAAGGACGCAGACAACGAGACUUCGACCCAACAGCUGUGGAUGAAGACAGUGAAGAUGAGAAGAAACCACCAUCCUCCAAAGAAAAACCCAGUGCUGCUGAUGAUGUCUGGACACAGAACCAGCAGAAGCUCUUGGAGUUGGCCUUACAGCAAUACCCACGAGGCACCACUGAACGCUGGGACAAGAUCGCUAAGGUGGUGCCUGGAAAGACCAAGGAGGAGUGCAUGUCCCGUUAUAAAGUCCUGGCGGAGCUGAUUCUGAAACGGAAGCAGACUAAAAGCUGACUCCUGGUCCUCAGUAUUUCACCGUACCUCUCACCUGCUUGUUAUGUGCCUUAAUGCAACCCUACAUCCUAUUGUUAGACUAUGUGUCAUUUUCAGCGGAGCCUGAAACGUCAGCAUUAAUUAUUGGAAAUAUCCAAACUGCCCAUUUAAAGAUGCUUUUAUUUAUUUUAGUAUCCAUUUCAGAUUGACUCGUUUUUUGUUUCUCUAUGCAACCAUUUGAGGAGCAAAAGAGACUCGUUUUAAUUUUUAUUUCCCCUCAAUUUUGAGGGGGAUUUUUGUUUUUCAGAAGCAUGUUGUGAUGUAAUCUGUUUUGGUCAUUUGUUACAACAUAAAGUAUUUGCAAUAAUUGAGGUAUCA
Pimephales promelas (fathead minnow) is the source of this 2149-nucleotide messenger RNA. It is a transcript of the gene dnajc1, whose product is annotated as DnaJ heat shock protein family (Hsp40) member C1. NCBI's taxonomy places the organism in Eukaryota, Metazoa, Chordata, Actinopteri, Cypriniformes, Leuciscidae. Gene Ontology annotation, cellular component: endomembrane system. The record is from RefSeq and is a predicted model, not a curated record.